AUGACGUUCUACAUCCCAUUGAAAGACGUGACUCAACCCGACUUGUCCAAGACAACAUUGAUCCUACCCUCGAUCUCAAUCGGCAACAUCCCGCAACUCACAAUCGAUCUCCUAAUACACAACUACGACUUCACCAAGAUCGGCUACUUAGACGACCUAUAUCUAUACCCGUUCGCGUCGCCCGUGGACUACGCAACGCCGCCUCCUCCCCCGGGGAUAAGCCACGCCGUCGAAGUCUACCACAGCGCGAAACUCGGCCUUGUCUUGGUCCAACAACGCAGCCCCAUCGCUCCAACGUACACUCCCUCCUACGUGAUGCAAAUCAUCGUGCCAUUCAUCCAAAAUAACAAGUUCAGCAAGUGUGUGAUUUUGAACUCGGCGGAUGCGGGCGUUGUCGAGGGAAUCGCGAGCGGUACCAUUCGCGUCUACACGGCUCACAACUUGGUCUCGUCCACGUUGGAGAAAUUGUCAAUUUCAAAAGGCAAGGAGCUAGAGGAUGUUCCGCGGGAUGAUGAUAAUGGCGAGGACGAUCACCUGAACCGGUUCGUCAAGACCUUGCUCCUGGUGUUCAAUUUGCCUCGUGGCGAGCGCGCCGUAGUGGAGUUGAAGGACGUUGAGGUUGUGCUCGUUGUGAGCUAUGCUUAUGAAGGCGACAAUUUCCACGAUGCGCGACUGAUGUUUGAUGCCGUUCUUGGCGAGUUGAAGAUUGAGAAGAAGACCACAACUGGUGGUGGCGUUGUCGAGCCUGUUAGUUGGCAUGGGGCUUAUGGUGAUAAAGAUGUGCCUUCUGCCAUGGAAGAAGGUAUAUUCGGGUAA
Lodderomyces beijingensis is the source of this 816-nucleotide messenger RNA. The record is from the annotation of a GenBank genome assembly. Lineage: Eukaryota; Fungi; Ascomycota; Pichiomycetes; Serinales; Debaryomycetaceae.